Anarrhichthys ocellatus (wolf-eel) is the source of this 1653-nucleotide messenger RNA. RefSeq names its product G protein-coupled receptor 34b (gene gpr34b). The transcript has 3 exons. Gene Ontology annotation, molecular function: G protein-coupled purinergic nucleotide receptor activity. Bases 369 to 1502 code for a protein of 377 amino acids. Lineage: Eukaryota; Metazoa; Chordata; Actinopteri; Perciformes; Anarhichadidae. The record is from RefSeq and is a predicted model, not a curated record. Gene Ontology annotation, cellular component: membrane. Gene Ontology annotation, biological process: G protein-coupled receptor signaling pathway.
CAUCACCACAUUCUGCACUUCAGCAUUUCUCUGUAUACUUUCCACGACACCGCCGGCGAGGACACGCUUCACACGGAGAGGAAACUAACUCUACACGGCGGUUGUUGUUAUCUGAACUUAUAAUAUUUGCAGACUGGAAUAUAGACAACAGCGGGGAGUUGAAUACACAAAGACAGAAGGAAGGGACCUUGAACUUUAUGAGGAGGGCAUAUUGUACAGCUUAAGCUCGAGGGAAUAAGCUGGAGUGAGCGAGAGGAAAAGAAAAGGACGACCAAAAGCACAAGUGAUUCUACUCCACAGCAGAGUUUGUGUGCAAACAUUUCUUUAAUGGACUUCAAUGACUAGGACUGAGGAUCACAAAGACCACCAUGACAGGAAACAUCUCCACCACGUCUCCCACAACCGGCGAGAUGAACUUCACCGCGACCCAAGAACCCUGCGUGGAUCACGGCGCGCUGCAGAGCCCGUUGGCGGUGCUCUACACUAUCAUCUUCAUCCUGGGUCUCGUUGGGAACCUGGUGGCUCUGUUGGUUUUCUUCUGCGUUGACUCCAAGAAGAACUCGGUGCGGGUGUUUCUCAUAAACAUUGCCUUUGCCGACCUGCUGCUGGUGGUGUGUCUGCCGUUCAGGAUACUCUACCACAGCCGAGGCAACGUCUGGACCCUGGGUCCCAUCUUGUGCAAAGUGGUGGGCAACCUCUUCUACAUGAACAUGUACAUCAGUGUCACGCUGCUGGGGCUGAUCAGCGUGGACCGCUACCUGAAGAUCCAGCGAGGUGCGAGGGUGCAGCACAGACUGCGGACCACGAGGUGGAGCACUGCCAUCUGUGCGGUCGUCUGGACCGUGGCCUUUGCUUUCACUUUGGCGCUCCUGAUGCCACAAAAUGCCCCACAGUCGGACAGACAUGUUGCUGUUUCCAGGUGUUUCCACUAUAAGAAGCUCCAUAACGCAGAGUGGAAAGCCUACAUCAACAUAUUUGUGCUGGUUGUCUUCUGGCUCGCCUUCAUCUCUCUGGUGGUGUCUCACGGGAAGAUCGCGCUCAAGCUUCUGCGAACAUCGCAGGAGAAACCGGACCUGCCUAACGCCUCCCGCUACACCCGAACUGCCAGGAAGUCCUUCUUCAUCCUCUUCCUCUUCACCGUCUGUUUCGUGCCCUAUCACAUGGUCAGGGUGUUCUACAUAAAAACCCAGAUCACAGGCAUGUCGUGUUUCUGGCAGGGUGUUGCUGACAAAGCCAACGAGUUGGCUCUGCUGUUCUCUGCCCUCAACAGCUGCCUGGAUCCUGUUAUGUACUUCCUGUUGUCCUCUUCGGUGAGGAAGGAGGUGCUGCGCUUGGUGAGCAACGUGUUUUGCAUGCGAGACGUCGGUGGAGUCAGCGGGAGCAGCUCCAGUGUGGAGCCGGACAGUAAGAACGGGAGGACUAACAGAGGACAGGCAAGCGUCAGCUUCAGCACCCAUUUGAAGGAGAAGACAACGACCGAAUCCAGCCAAGCUGGAAUGUAAAGGCACUCUGAGACAGCGAGUCUCCACCUUCUCCAAAGUAAGCAUGACAGCAACCACGCUGCUGAGGAGCAGGGCAGACUGACUGUCGCUCUCCUCAACACGUACUUCUAUUUGCUGCUGUCGCCUGAGUUGAUGAAGGCAGGAACUCAUC